Molecule: messenger RNA, 1808 nt
Organism: Drosophila ananassae
Lineage: Eukaryota; Metazoa; Arthropoda; Insecta; Diptera; Drosophilidae
Exons: 3
Coding region: 76-402 (108 amino acids)
Source: RefSeq, a predicted model, not a curated record
GACUGGGCGAUAUAAAUAGGAAACUGGUUGGACGCGGGCCUUCAGUCGAUCCAGUAUCGUGUCCACGUUCUGACCAUGCGCCACAUAACCGUCUGUUUGGCGGUGACCACCGCCGUAGUGCUCCUGGUCCUCUUCCAGCCCAGUGCCGUCGAUGCUGCCAGCGAACCCAUCUGCACGUAUCGCAACUCGGAGGAUGAGACCAUUUUCCUGAAGUACCUGCCCCUGCUGAAGCGUGGCGAGGACUAUGUGGACUUUGGGAAGGAGGGCAAGUGCCUCAAGCGGGCCAUUUGCACGGAUACCUUCAAGACCAUCGUCGAGGACUGCUCCAAACACAAGAUCACUUGCGCGAACAAGGAUCGCUUCACUGGCGUCUUUCCUGGCUGCUGUCUCAAGUGUCCUUGAGUCUUAAGCCAAAAUCCCAAUCAAAUAAUCAAUUAAAAACCAAUCAUUAAAUUAAAUUAAAUAAAUUAAUAUAAAAUAUUUGUCUGUGGAUGUGGAACUUUUGUGAAAUUUUGAAUCCAAGUAGACCUCCAAAUGGAAGUGCCCAGGAAUAGCGUUUCCAGGACUCAGUCUUGUACAGAAAUUCUAGCAUAUAAGCUGGCGGAGGGUGUCUCAUGUUGGAAUAACCAGGAAUUGGGAGAGGAAUUGGCAAAUAUGGACGAGUUCAUAACAUCCUGGACAUCUCUGAUAGUCGCUGGAGGUCUGCAAGCAUCAUACAGACCGGAUAGUCACAAAAAAAAAAGGAUAGAUGGAUCCAUUCCAAGAACGAAGUAGUCUUUCAGGAGGCCUUCUGGUUCUGUAUUUUUGUUUUUAAUCCCGAUCCUGACGAACGAAAUCAAUGUGUGGAUGGAAGACCUAUUGGGUAUGUGAUUAUAUGUCCUUUCUCUAAGUGGUCCAGUGACAGUACUCCCGCGGAGAUGUCCUCAUCUGGAUUAAAAAACUGGAAUCUUCUGGACAUAAACAGGAUUAUCCUAGGCUGGACUAGACUAUUUCAACUGGCGGUGGAGGACAAGGAAGGCAGAUGUUGUAAGGAUUUUAUGAUUGAAAUGAUCAACAAUAAUUCUCAGUAGUAGUUAUGAUUAAAAAUAUAUAGUUUUGGCAAAAAAAAAGAUAAAUCUUUCUGUUUAAAAAUGUAAUAACAAUAAUAAUUAUUAAAAUAAAACUAUUAAUUAUUAAACAAAAUCUUUCUAUUUAAAAAAGCAAUAAAAAUGAUCAAAAUAAAAUUAUUAAAUAUAAAAAAAAAAUCGUUCUUUUUUAGAAGGCAAUAAAAAUGAUUAAAAUAAUGACAGUUCUGCCAAAUUAAUAUAAGUUUAUGACUUAAAACAGAAAAAUAAUUGAACAAAAUGCGAAAUUACAAAACUGAUGUCCAAGUAGGUGACGAAAAAAAGCUGGCAAUUGUUUUAGUUUUAUUUCCUCUUUAUUUUCCAUCGUCUCUUUUAAAGCAACCUUUUUUUGCAAGUUUUUUUCUUUAAAUACAUUUUGAUGUUUUUUUUUUUUAAAUUUAUUUUUUUUUUUUUGUAAUUUCUUAGAUUAAUAACAUGAUGUGGAUUCGGAGGCCUUCCCAUUCUAUUCAUUUUGUUGCUUUAGUUUUUUUUUUUAAAUUUUUUUUAUUUAUUUUUUUUUUACUAUCCUUUGGGACUCAGUUCUUUUUUUUUGCCUGCUGUUGUUGUUGUUGCUUUUCGUUACUCGGAUGGAGCGCUCUCGCUCACUCUCAUUUACAGCUCAAUAUCCAUCUCUUUCUAUUCCGGGCUUGCUCUAUUUUUUAGUUUUUUGUUUAGUUUUUUUUUUUUUUGAAAAAUUAUUUCCAA